Molecule: messenger RNA, 1656 nt
Organism: Cynocephalus volans (Philippine flying lemur)
Lineage: Eukaryota; Metazoa; Chordata; Mammalia; Dermoptera; Cynocephalidae
Gene: SLC22A13
Product: solute carrier family 22 member 13
Exons: 10
Coding region: 1-1656 (551 amino acids)
Biological process (GO): transmembrane transport
Cellular component (GO): membrane
Molecular function (GO): transmembrane transporter activity
Source: RefSeq, a predicted model, not a curated record
AUGGCUCAAUUUGCCCAGAUCCAGGCCGAAAUAGGUGACUUUGGUCGCUUCCAGGUACAGCUGCUGAUCAUGCUGAGUGUCCCCAACUUCCUGUCUGCCUUCUUCUUUUUUGCCCAUGUCUUCAUGGUCCUAGAUGAGGCCCACUACUGUUCAGUGGCCUGGGUCAAGAACCACACUUUCAACCUGAGUGCUGCUGAGCAGCUGGCACUGAGUGUGCCUCUGGAUGCUGCAGGCAGCCCUGAGCCCUGCCUCAUGUUCUGUCCACCCCCUGACAAUGCCAGCCUGGAAGACAUCCUCAGCCACCACUUCAGUGAGAUACAGCCUUGUGAGAUGGGCUGGGACUAUCCUGAGGACAGGCCCCAAUCCCUAACCAACGAGUUCAACUUGGUUUGUGAUCGGAAGUACCUGAAGGAGGCCUCGCAGUCAGUGUAUAUGGCUGGGCUCCUCGUUGGGUCCCUUAUCUUUGGGCCCCUCUGCGACUGGAUUGGCCGCAAGGCCACCAUCCUGGUGCAGCUGCUACUUUUAGCCCUCAUUGGCCUGUCCAUAGCCUUUGUGUCCAGCUUUGAGCUCUUCAUGGCCCUGCGCUUUGCUGUGGCUACUGCUGUCGCUGGAUAUACCUUCAGUUGCAUUACCCUACUUACAGAGUGGAUGGGACCCUCACGGAGGACUCAGGCUGUGGUCCUGGCCCAGUGUGCCUUUUCCCUUGGGGAGAUGGCGCUGGCAGGACUCGCCUACGGUGUCCGCAACUGGAGGCUCCUCCAGAUCGCCAGCACCGUGCCUGUCUUGCUGCUGUUCUUCUACUUCUGGGCUCUGCCAGAAUCUGCCCGGUGGCUUUUGACCCAGGGAAAGAUAGAGGAGGCUAAACAAGUGAUCCAGAAGGCAGCUUCUGUCAACAGGCGGAAACUCUCUCCAGAGUUCCUGAGCCAGCUGGUCCCAGAGAAGACAGGUCCUUCAGAGAAUGCCCUGGAUCUAUUCAGACACCCCCAGCUCCGGAAAGUGACCUUGAUUCUCUUGUGUGUCUGGUUUGUGGACAGUCUGGGGUUCUUCAGCCUGAGCCUCCAAGUGGGGGACUUUGGCCUGGACAUCUACCUGACGCAGCUAAUCUUUGGAGCAGCUGAAGUGCCUGCACGCUAUUCUAGCAUCUUCAUGAUGGAGAGGUUUGGCCGCAAGUGGAGCCAGAUGGGGACUCUGGUUGUGGGUGGCCUCAUGUGUAUCACCACCACCUUCAUCCCAGCAGAUCUGCCCAUGGUGGUCACCAUGCUGGCCGUUGUGGGGAAGACUGCCAUGGCUGCCAGCUUUACCAUCUCCUACGUGUACUCUGCCGAGCUCUUCCCCACCAUCAUCCGGCAGACGGCCAUGGGACUGGUGGGUAUCUCCUCGAGGACCGGGGGCAUCAUCACACCACUUGUGCUCUUGCUGGGCGAGUACCAUGUGGCCAUCCCUAUGCUCAUCUACGGCAGCUUCCCCAUUGUGGCAGGCUUACUCUGUGCCCUGCUGCCAGAGACACGUGGCCAGACCCUAAAGGACACCAUCAAGGACAUGGAGCAGGGGCCCCACCCCCGGUCCCCGAAGUCAGCACCCCAAGAAAAGGAAACAGGAGCCACAGGAAGAACUUCCAGCCCAGGAGUGGACUUUGUGAGCAGCACGUACUUCUGA